Molecule: messenger RNA, 1722 nt
Organism: Rhizophagus irregularis DAOM 181602=DAOM 197198
Lineage: Eukaryota; Fungi; Glomeromycota; Glomeromycetes; Glomerales; Glomeraceae
Source: RefSeq, a predicted model, not a curated record
AUGACAAGAGAUAUAGAAUGUGGUGACCAAACAUAUGGAGAAAAAAUUUCCUAUGUGGCCAUUAGCCCGGAUGGUUCGAUGGUAGCAACGUUUAAUCCAUAUAGCUCUUCUAUAUUGAUCACGAAAGUAGUGACAAGUGAAACAGUGACAAAAAUACAAUUCGAUAGAAAAAAAUUUUUUGAUAAGGUUUCACCCAAUAUUCUUGGAUGGUCUUUAGCAGUUUCGGAUAUCAUUGACGCUGAAAAUAAUAUUGGCUUGAUUGCAAUUUCUUGUAUGACUGAUGAAGACAUGAAUCCAAAACUUAAAAUUCUGCUUAGAAAACUAAAUCGACGUAUAAAAAAAUUAUUUUUCUAUUCUCUUGCUAUCAGUCUCCUUUUAGUUCUCACUUUUUGGUUUCUUCCUUUACCCUUGGGUGUUCUCUUUUGCUGCGUUUCCGCGUAUUAUUGUUUCUGUUAUGUCAGAUAUGUUACUGAUAUUCGACAACUAACUUGGAAUUCUAGCAAAGGAAUGAUAAAGCUUUUCAAAUUUUCAUUUAACAAUAUCAACAAUAAUGCUGCUAAUAAUGUUAUGACUAAUAGUUAUAUUGCUUCAAUAUAUAAGUAUUGUCUUGGUGGAGUUGUUAGCUUUUUAAAAAAUUCUAAUAAUUCUUCAAAUUAUGCAACACUUGUCUGCAUGAAUUGUAUAAAAAUUCAAACCAUAGAUAUUAAAUUAAAUAAAUUAAAUAUAAAUAUUAUUACACGUGAAGAAAGUGACUGUAUAUUACCCGGGAAUUUAUAUAAAGAAUUAGAAAGCAUCAAUGAUGCAAAACAUAAUUGGAUAUAUCUUUUAAAAUCUAGUAGAUACCAAGAAUUUUUAAUGGUUGUAACAAAUGAAUAUCAACAAACACAAAAUAUUGAAAUAUAUAAUGUUAAUACUUCACAGUUAGUGAAUGUUUACCACAGACUUUAUGGUGAUGAAGACUUUUUAGUUUCAAAUAAUAGUAAACCUGGAAUUUUUGCAAUAUCAACUGAUUCAAGAUUAUUUGCUUAUUCUUAUGGAAAUAAUAUUAUUACAAUUUAUUUAAUGGAAAGUGGCCUUGAAGUCGUUUCAAAAAAAUUUAACAAUAUCCAUAAAAUUAAAUUUUUAGAAUUUAUUGUUAAAGAUAGAAAACUAUUCAUUAUUGAAGAAGAUAAAGAAAAUGAUGUGAAAUUUCAUAUUUGGCUUAUAUCAGGAUGUCUAAAUGAUUAUUUUCCUAUUUCUAGAGAUGAUCUUAAUUUAUCAGAUAAUGAUAUUUCUACUUUAUUAAAAUAUGAUGGUUACUAUCAUAUUUUAACAAAAGCAAAUGGAAAAAUAGUUACUCUUAAGAAAGAUAAUGAGGAUCAAUUUAGAGUACUAUCGGACAUAUUUACAAAGUCGGUCAUCUUUAAAGAAAAUGACAGUGUGAUUGAUGAAUUUAAAUAUGAUUAUUCACAUGAUAAUUUAGAACCAUGGAAUAAUAGUGCAGGAUCUAUUCAAUCUAUUCGUGGUAAAUUUCUUAACAAUGAUAAGAGUUUACUUUAUUUAAUCGGCUGGAAAUCUAAGUCACAAACUUUUAAAGACUUUGAGGAUUUUAAGAGUUUUGAAAAUUCGAAUCUUGUUUAUAUUUUAAUAAGCGACAGCAUCAAACCACUCAAUAAAAUUUGGCCCAAUUUAUUAUUGGUUGAGAAAAAUAUUACUACCUCCCAGUUACAUGAAUUUAAAUGA